Messenger RNA from Rana temporaria (common frog), 2625 nucleotides. RefSeq names its product CREB regulated transcription coactivator 3 (gene CRTC3). Gene Ontology annotation, cellular component: cytoplasm; nucleus. Gene Ontology annotation, biological process: protein homotetramerization; positive regulation of transcription by RNA polymerase II. The transcript has 15 exons. Gene Ontology annotation, molecular function: cAMP response element binding protein binding. Lineage: Eukaryota; Metazoa; Chordata; Amphibia; Anura; Ranidae. Bases 308 to 2269 code for a protein of 653 amino acids. The record is from RefSeq and is a predicted model, not a curated record.
GGCGGGGUCGGCGGCCGUCACUUGGCAGGUCGUGUUGCCAGGAAGCGGCGCUCAGUCGGCGGACGUCGUGCAGUUUGCGGGGAAGUUUGUUGACAUCGGGCCCGGAAGGAGAGGAAGGAGGAGGGGGGAGAACGGAUCAGCCCCUCCCGGAUGGCCUCUCAUUAUCGUCCUCGCUCCGGCCCGGGCCUCUCCUCAUCGUCUCCGGAAGGGGGCACCAUGACAGGCUGAGCCCGGAGAGCCCCGGUCCCCCCUCAGGGACUGACCGACCGCCCGGACUGUGUGUUCUCAGACCCAGAGGAGCUCCGACAUGGCGGCCUCCCAGGCCUCGUCCUCCUCCAACCCGAGGAAGUUCAGCGAGAAGAUCGCCCUCCAUAACCAGAAACAGGCCGAGGAGACCCGGGCCUUCGACGAGCUCAUGACCGACCUGACCGUCUCCAGGGUUCAGUUCCAGAAGUUGCAACAGUUGCGAUUGGCACAAUCCCGAGCUCAGUACUAUGGUGGCUCUUUGCCAAAUGUAAACCAGAUGAGCAGCAGCCAGUCUGAUUUCCAGGGUUCAUUUCAGCCUGUGGAUAACAUCCGUGGCAUGAGGCACCAUGGCCUGGUGGAGAGGGUAUCGAGAAACCGUCUGCACUCGCCUCAUCACAGACCUGUGGAGAAGCAUGGACGUCAGUGUGACAGCUCGCCCUAUGGAUCUGUAUAUCUCUCCCCACCGCCAGAUAAUAACUGGAGAAGGCAGCAGGCUCCCUGGAGUGAAGAGAAACGGCCAGGAUUUAGACUAUUGUCUGCCCUGAACAGGACAAACUCCGACUCUGCACUUCACACCAGCGCUUCCAGUACCAAAACCCAGGACCCAUUUAUGGGGGGAAAUCAGUCUGUGGUACGAUUUCCCAGACCCACGCAGCGCAACAUAAGUUUACAGGAUGGGGAAAUAGACAACUAUGAAGUUUUUUCCUUUCCAAGUGCUUUGGCGGAAGAGAAUCUGCUUAACGUUUCAAAGCCACUGCCGAAACAGCUAUGGGAGGCCCAAAAGGUCCAGUCUAUGACAUCUCGUCCGCGGUCUUGUGAAGUUCCUGGAAUCAAAGUUUUUCCAUCUUCUGAUCAGAACGCAGGCCUCUCACAUUUCCAGGGGAAUCUAAACACAGGUGGUUCACUGCCAGACCUUACAAACCUCCAUUUCCCCUCUCCGUUGCCCACUCCCCUGGACCCAGAUGACACGGCAUAUGCGGGCUUGGGCACGGAAAACAGCACGAGUGGGCUGCCUGCUGCUAUGACUCACCUGGGCAUCAGUAACUCGCCAGGUUUGCAGAACACACGGAGCAAUCAAACCAUUCAAGGAACAAUGAACAACACCUCACUUGCCUCUUCUGUAAACAACCAUUGUCCUCAGUCUGGACGAUCCAACACUUCGCUUCACCCGUCUCUUCGUCUGGCCUCCCUUAGCAACCCUUCUCUUCCAACAGCUGCGCUUGGCAGUUCCCCAAGACGAAGGCACACUCCUGUCAGCCCUCUCACCUUGACGCCAGGCAGCGAUCCAAGCCGGUGUGUUAGUGGCCAGUUUUCACCUACCAGCCCCAUGAGCAUGGCAAACUCUCAGGGAGUUGCUAUGGACAGGAGUGCUCUUUCUAUGCCUCCACUGGAACCUCCUCCACCUUAUCCUAUGUACCAAGACCAGUCCCAGCAUCCACUACAACAAAUGCACGAUCCUCAUGAAUCCCAAAAUUUACAGCCUCCCUCGCCUGUGCCGUGCCCUCCUCUGGAUCUCAAUUUGGCUAAUAACUCUUUGAGUGGCUUCUUUGCCGAUGCCUUCCUUGAUCAGCAACAACCUAAUAGACAAGGGAAGUACCUAUGGCACCAGCAAGACACAUAUGAUAUGUACGAGAGUCCGAGCAAUUCUCUACCCAACACCAAUUUCUUUGAUCCAAAUAUGAAUCUCCAGUACUCCCAGGCAUCCAUGAUGGGACUAGGAGGGAGUCAUGGAAACCUCCAGGACCCCUUUCAGUUGCGGUCAAGCUACUUGUAUUCCAACUAUGGGGGAAGUGUUCCCAACAUUAUCUUAACAGACGAUACAAGCCACAGUUUAUCGAAGGACAUUGGAAGUGCGGUUGCGGGAGUUUCCGAACUGGGCUUCGACACAGAUAAUACAUUUCAGUUGGAUGACGAGCUGAAACUUGGACCACUGAGCUUGGAUGGUCUGAACAUGUUAAGUGACCCUGACAUGGUCCUUCCAGACCCCACAAUAGAGGACAGUUUCCGUUCCGACAAGCUGUGAUCCAGGCUGCCCAUCGGGGUGCAGGCUGCUUCGUUCAUUUCGUAAAAACAAACAGAAGGAACUUGUUCAUGAAGCAACUAAGAACAAAUUGUUUUGUUCAAGGCUCAAUUUCUCUCUUUUGGAUCAGAGCUGUUGUAAUCACUUAAUAAAUCUUUUGACAUUUGAAUGUCGGAUUAAGUAGAUGUACUAACUUUUUGUGAAGAAGAAGAAGGUUUGAAGAGAAAUCUGAAGAGACACUGCUUUAAACCAAGCCAGUAAUUGAUACUUUGUAGAUAAGCACACACAAUUCUCUGUGAAAUAACUUGGUUAGAAAAACUGCAUAUCUACAUUAUUAAUGGUGACGUGCCAUUGCCUUA